Messenger RNA from Phyllostomus discolor (pale spear-nosed bat), 1556 nucleotides. Its product is annotated as olfactory receptor 51E2. Gene Ontology annotation, cellular component: membrane. NCBI's taxonomy places the organism in Eukaryota, Metazoa, Chordata, Mammalia, Chiroptera, Phyllostomidae. The record is from RefSeq and is a predicted model, not a curated record. The transcript is spliced from 2 exons. Bases 345 to 1298 code for a protein of 317 amino acids. Gene Ontology annotation, molecular function: olfactory receptor activity; G protein-coupled receptor activity. Gene Ontology annotation, biological process: G protein-coupled receptor signaling pathway.
UAAAGAGUGGCUUCCAUACAUUGAGGUCUGUUUCAUCAACUGAAAGAAAAGAUGGAAAAAGAAAAGCUGAAGAAGUGCAUGCCCACCCUUUGAAUGACAAGACUACAUUUUUUUGUACACAUCUUGGUUUUUAAAGAGGAUUUGAACUUCUAGGGUCCAAGGACAAAACUAAUAAAUGUGCCUUGGCUAUUGUGUUUGGCCAAGUGACUAAUGAAGAAAAGCACUGACUGUGGCUGACUGUGGGAGUUUGAGUCACCUGCAACAGGGAGACAGAUUGUCGAGAGCCCUGUAUCUGCUGCCAGUGUGACCUGACCUUCUCCAGUGCCCCCUUCUCUGUGCCAACUAUGAGUUCCUGCAACUUCACACAUGCCACCUUUGUGCUUAUUGGUAUCCCAGGACUAGAAGAAGCCCAUUUUUGGAUGGGCUUCCCCCUGCUUUCAAUGUAUGUCAUGGCAGUAUUUGGAAACUGCAUCGUGGUCUUUAUCAUAAGGAUGGAGCGCAGCCUGCACGCUCCCAUGUACCUCUUUCUCUGCAUGCUGGCAGCCAUUGACCUGGCCUUGUCCACAUCCAUCAUGCCCAAGAUCCUCGCCCUCUUCUGGUUUGAUUCCCGGGAGAUUACCUUUGAUGCCUGCAUUGCCCAGAUGUUCUUCAUUCAUGCUCUCUCAGCCAUUGAGUCCACCAUCCUGCUGGCCAUGGCCUUUGACCGUUAUGUAGCCAUCUGCCACCCAUUACGCCAUGCUGCAGUGCUCAACAAUACUGUAACAGCCCAGAUUGGCAUGGUGGCUGUGGUCCGUGGAUCUCUCUUUUUCAUCCCACUGCCUCUGCUCAUCAAGCGGCUGGCCUUCUGCCGCUCCAAUGUGCUCUCACAUUCCUAUUGUGUACACCAGGAUGUGAUGAAGUUGGCCUCCACAGACACAUUGCCCAAUGUGGUCUAUGGUCUUACUGCCAUUCUGCUGGUUAUGGGCAUGGAUGUCCUGUUCAUCACCUUGUCCUAUUUUCUGAUUAUACGAACAAUUCUACAACUGCCCUCCAAGUCAGAGCGGGCCAAGGCCUUUGGAAACUGUGUGUCACACAUCAGUGUGGUAUUGGCCUUCUAUGUGCCUCUCAUUGGCCUCUCAGUGGUGCACCGUUUUGGAAACAGCCUUCCUCUCAUUGUGCAUGUUCUCAUGGGUGAUGUCUACCUACUUGUGCCUCCUGUGAUAAAUCCCAUCAUCUAUGGUGCCAAAACCAAACAGAUCAGAACUCGGGUUCUGGCUAUGUUCAAGAUCAGCUGUGACAAGAAUCUUCAGACUGUGUGAUGCAGGUGACCCUUACCACUACAUUUCCCCUUAUCCUUAAUGGCUUGAUAUAAUGACUUACUAAUGUUCGCUUAAUUUCAGUUGCUUAUAUAAAUGUCAGUGGUUUUGUCUGGUAAGACCUCUAAAUUCUGCCUCAGCUCAGAGUGAUAUUUAAGGAAAUAUUAUGAUUUCCUUCCAUAGAUCAAAACAUUACUGAUAUCUGUAUUAUAUUUAAAAAAUAAUAAUUAGAAAAUCUACUGAUCCUCAAAAAUAUUUUAA